AUGUACGGGAACAGAAUACUUGUUGUGUCGACAAGAUGUCAUCUUGAGGUCUUGUCCCAGGACUCUAUACGGAUAGGAUGGACAGAGAAGGACACAUGUGGACGAUUCGGAUACCUUUUGUCUUCUUGCACGCUGGAUUACUAUUGGUCUAGAUUUUAUCUUUUGCUCACACGGGCCGACCGACAUUCGUUAUGCGACUGGGAAUCAAACAUAUUAAAAACCGCUUCGCCAAUGCUGUAG
Bipolaris zeicola 26-R-13 is the source of this 240-nucleotide messenger RNA. RefSeq lists its product as uncharacterized. The coding region runs from base 1 to 240 and encodes 79 amino acids. Lineage: Eukaryota; Fungi; Ascomycota; Dothideomycetes; Pleosporales; Pleosporaceae. The record is from RefSeq and is a predicted model, not a curated record. The transcript has a single exon.